Molecule: messenger RNA, 225 nt
Organism: Linum trigynum
Lineage: Eukaryota; Viridiplantae; Streptophyta; Magnoliopsida; Malpighiales; Linaceae
Source: the annotation of a GenBank genome assembly
AUGCUCUCAACUGACCUAGGCGGCGUCUCGGUUCCGGCGCCGAUCCUGCUUCCUUCCGAUCGACCCCCUGGCUUAUCUAGCUCUCCAGCGAUUGCUGAACCUAAUCAGUUGCUUUUCCCGGUGGCUGCGGUCACCAGUUCCAUUGAUAUGGCUAUUGAUUCUUCUGUUUUGACGGUGCAGGAACGUCCGGUGCAGCUCCCGGUGGGGGGAUCUCAGGCGGGAUAG